GAAAGAGAAACAAAAAAUAUGAGAGGUACAGACAGUAAUCCUUUUGAAACCAAAACAUUACAAAACAUCUUCCUCCCACGCCUCGCGACAACAGCAGACAAAUUUAUGGGGUUUUUUUUUUUUUUUUUUUAUAAUAAAUAAAUUGGUUUAACUCACAAAAUCAUAAAUUUACUAUCGACUCCCACGAGUAUAACUAAUUCCUCUCUCCCCUAUAUAAACCCCACAUCUCCUUAUCCCCCAACCGCCAUUACCAACAAACCAUACUCACAAAACCAACCAAAUUCCCCCAAAAAGAUUACUCUUUUUUUCUUUAAUCAUCAUUCACCUCGAAAAUGAUGCAUUACCAGGCAGAGCGCUCAUGGGACUACUACAUGCCGGCGACGGCAGCGAGAGACCCAGUGGACCGGGUGGUCCGGCUGGCGGCGGGGAGCGCAGUGGUGAUAUUCAGCGUGAGCAGCUGCUGCAUGUGCCACGCCCUGAAGCGGCUGCUGUGCGGAAUGGGAGUGAGCUCAACGGUGUACGAGCUGGACCACGACCCCAGAGGAAAAGAAAUUGAAAGGGCUUUGAUGAGGCUCGUCGGAGCCGCCUCGCCGCCGGUGCCCGUCGUCUUUAUUGGCGGGAAGCUGGUGGGGUCCAUGGACAGAGUUAUGGCUUCUCAUAUCAAUGGCAGUUUGGUCCCUCUUCUCAAGGAAGCUGGGGCCUUGUGGCUUUAGAUCUAACUUUAUUCAACAGCAAUGCCCUUUUUUUUUUCUUUUCAAUUUUUUGUUUUUUUGCUCUCUCUUUCUCCAUAUAUGUUUAAAGUUUACCCAAGAUUUUAGAGCUUUCUGCUGCUUAAUGCAUCUAAACUUUUGACAGUCCAU
This is a messenger RNA of Cucurbita moschata (crookneck pumpkin), 860 nucleotides long. Its product is annotated as glutaredoxin-C3-like. The transcript has a single exon. The record is from RefSeq and is a predicted model, not a curated record. NCBI's taxonomy places the organism in Eukaryota, Viridiplantae, Streptophyta, Magnoliopsida, Cucurbitales, Cucurbitaceae. Bases 333 to 713 code for a protein of 126 amino acids.